Molecule: messenger RNA, 2528 nt
Organism: Pelodiscus sinensis (Chinese soft-shelled turtle)
Lineage: Eukaryota; Metazoa; Chordata; Testudines; Trionychidae
Source: RefSeq, a predicted model, not a curated record
GGAGUGUCAUGGGAGACAGCGCCUGCUGCACAUGCUGGCGGUGAUGAGGCAGGAUGAGCUCCGGAGAUGGAAGGAGAAGCUGAGCCAAGUGGCACUGAAGGAGGGAUACCAGCCCAUCCCCCCGGCCCUGCUGGAGGGAGCAGGCCCUUGGGCCCUGGUGGAGCUGCUGAUCAGCUACUACGGGGAGGACUAUGCCAUGCACGUGGCUUCGCUAGCAAAGCUCUCGUGCAUUGCAGAAGAAAUGGCAGCCGAGGCCGAGCCGGAGCCUGCGUUAAACCUGAUGGACAUCAGUUCAGCGCAUGAGUGGGGUAAAGAAAAACCCUCUUCUCUCCUGCCCCGCCCUCCGCAGUGGCUCAGGAAACUGAGGGGCAAGCCAGGGAAGCAUCAGCCAACAGAGGGAACCGUCGGUAGAGGGACUCCAUCCCCCCCCGGCCCUGGUGUGGGGACAGAGGCCACAGGCCCCGGAGGGGAGCCAGACGCUCUCGCUGGGCCCUCUGGGGGCACCUCCAGGCCGCAGGACCCCUGGGAAAGGUGGUCAGUGCAGCCAUUUAUGAAAGUCUCCUUCCCCACCCUGGCUCUACCGUCACCUCCCCAGUGGCUGAAGAAGCUGAUGGGCAAGAAGGACAAACAGCUUCAGAAGCGCCCGGCCUGCCCCCCUCCCCCGCCGUACUAUAACAAUCGGCCUCCUUCCGACGAAGAGGGUGUUUAUACCAGCUUGGGACCCGUCACGUUGACGACGAAGGGGACGAAAAAGCCCAAACCCCGUCUCCCGACCCUCCCUCCUGAUGCGCUGCAGGGACUCGGUGGAGGGCCAGGCCCUACACGGCUCCGGAGAGAUCUGCUGGAUCUCAGUGCCUUGGGGGGAGACCUGGUCUCUGCAGGAUCUCUGGGCGGAGAGGCAGAAUCCACCCCCAGUUCUGCUGCAGGAGCAGCCGAGGCUGAAGAGAUCAUCUGCCAACAGGCCCUGCUUCUCUCCGCCGGGGCUGCAGCUGGGGCUGCCGGAGAGACCAGCCAGAGUGCGGAGCCCAGCCAGGACCCCUGGGGACAGGACAAGUGUGACUUGUGUCCCCCAGAGGAGGAUCCUGCAGAAGAAAUCCAACCGGAGACCUUUCAGGGCCCAGAUGGGAAUCAGAUGUACAGGGUUCAGCUCCCCAAGGCAGGCUCUUUCCGUUGCUCUGAAACCGAACUGGGGUUCGAGGUGAGGGCCGCCGUGACCGUCCUGUACAGAUACGACUCCUGGGAUUGGCAUUUGGGCGCCUCGGAGAAGCAGCAGUGGAUGGUGGCCGGGCCGCUGUUCAACAUCCAGGUGGACUCAGCCGGGGCCGUGGCUGCGGUGCACCUCCCGCACUUCCUGUGCCUCGCGGGGGGAGAGGCCGAUGGCUCCCGGCUGCGAAUCGCCCACUUUGUUGACGAGGGGGUGGCCCUGGUGGAGCCCACGGGGGUGCGGCUGUUCCACGCCACGCUGCAGAACCCCAGCUUCUCCCCCCUGGGCGUGCUCUGGAGGAAGAUCCAGUCUAAAUGCCAGGCCAAAGUCCAUUCCCUGGCACUGCUCUACCGGGCGCUGAGGGCCGCCGACACCACCCUGCACCUCUACCUGAUCCCCAAUGACUGCUCCCUGAGACAGGCCAUCAAUGACCACGAGUCCAAAUGCCCCUCUAGGCGUGUGCACAAACCUGCCAGGACCAAGCCCUUGAAAUUUGGCUCUUGUUGUGUGGUGUCCAGCUCCUCCCUGCUGGAGGUGAUACCUGAGGAGCUGGAGUUCUGGUAUCUGGACCCCAAGCUGGAGCAGCCCUACCUGGAGAUCUACACCCAGGACAUGCAGCAGGGGCUGCAGCUCAGCCUGCUGGAGAAGGUGGAAGGGGAACCCAUCUGGAAGGCCUCGGUGAGAGCAGAAGACGUGAUGCCCCGUGUUUCAUCUGCCCACACGCAGCCAGGCGAGCACUUCAUCGACCAGCACCGAGCGGCGCUGAUCCAGCGGGUGCGGGCGGUGGACGGCGUGCUGGACGAGCUGUACCCCAGGGUGCUGGACAACGAGCAGUAUCAGAGCGUCCGGGCCGAGCACACGGACCCGCAGAAGAUGCGCAAGCUGUACGAGCUGGUGCCGAGCUGGAACCAGGCCUGCAAGGACCGGCUCUACCAGGCGCUGGAGGCCAAGCAGAAAUUCCUCAUCCAAGAGCUGCAGGGGAUGUGAGACUGGCUGCUCGGGCGCAGGGCAGAGGCCCAGCCAGCUCUGUACCCUGUCUGGGACGGGGGCCAACACCAGCGUAGACGCAAGACUCCGCUCCUUGGCCAAUCUGGAUUAAUCUGCCCAUGUUGGGUUCAACCCAGUGCCCCCAGCUGGGUACGCCACUCUGCUUCCUGGCUGGGACUCGCUCUCUCUCCAAGGAGCACCCUGGGACCCCCCACUCACCACCGGCCUGGAAUGAUGUUUUGUACGAAGUACGCAGGCCCGGCCAUUGGGGGCAAAGGGAGGGAGCUGACCCGGGACCCGACCCGGGACCCAGCGAGGUCAGGGGCUGGGGACCCCU